AUGCUGAACUAAUCUAAUCCCUCACCAAAAAAAAGAAUGUUAUGGACAGAAAAUGAAGACAAACUCUUAUAGUAGUUAGUCAAUAAAUUCUAAAAUGAAAGACUUGGCUGGAAAAAAAUUUCUCAAUCUCUCAGAAAACAAGGCUAUGACAGAAAUACCAAGGCUUGUAGAGAGAGAUUUUUCAACCACCUUGAUAAUACAUUCAAUAAAACAGAACUGACUACCCAGGAACUUGAUAAGCUAUUUGAACUCAUUAAAAUUCAUGGUAACAAAUGGACUUGUAUUGCUGAGGAGCUCAAUCAUAGAACAGACUAAGAUAUUAAGAAUAAAUUUUAUGCCCACAUAAAAAAAGUGUUUAGGCGAUUAUUAAAAGCCACUUUUUAAACAACCGAAAGUUCUAUAAUGACAGCCAAAUUACAACCAUUAUUGAUCUCAAGCAUAUUUUGUUAUGAAAAUGAACUGGAUCAAAAAUAAAUUCUUAUUCAAAAUGAUAUGAAAGACCUUUUUCAGAGUCUAAUAAGAAAAAAUAAAUCAAUUUCUUAAGGAGAGCAAAUAGAUGAGGAAACAAGAGAACAGGUUAAGCAAAUUACUACAUACUUGGAUAAAGAAAAUUAAUUAUAUCUCUAAAAUAAAAUCACCAGAAAACAAAAUAAACAAAUAAUUAAAACAAAACAUAUUAUCAAAAAAACUUAAUUUGCCCAUAAUUAAUUUUAACAAUAACAAAUUUUAAAGAAGAUCUAAAUGAAGCAACCCAUAUUUGUGUGUUCAUAAAAAAAGUUAGAAUUCCCAAUCAUGGAUUUGGAUACAAAAUUCUAGAAUGAUUUCAAUUAAUUUGAAUUUGAUAAAAUAUUGGAGAAUGGAUCUCUAUUCUAACCAUAACAAAUUAUUUCUAGUGUUCCAUUCUAAUGGCAUUAGUCCUCUUAUAAAUUAGAAUUAAGCCACUAAUCUGAAUUAUCGUAUAUGGCCAUUCAGUCAAAUUCAUACAAUUAUUCAACUAUUUGGAAUAUUUGA
Molecule: messenger RNA, 1011 nt
Organism: Paramecium tetraurelia
Lineage: Eukaryota; Ciliophora; Oligohymenophorea; Peniculida; Parameciidae
Exons: 6
Biological process (GO): regulation of DNA-templated transcription
Cellular component (GO): nucleus
Molecular function (GO): RNA polymerase II cis-regulatory region sequence-specific DNA binding; DNA-binding transcription factor activity, RNA polymerase II-specific
Source: RefSeq, a predicted model, not a curated record